This is a messenger RNA of Chanos chanos (milkfish), 1084 nucleotides long. RefSeq names its product ALG14 UDP-N-acetylglucosaminyltransferase subunit (gene alg14). The record is from RefSeq and is a predicted model, not a curated record. Gene Ontology annotation, cellular component: UDP-N-acetylglucosamine transferase complex. Lineage: Eukaryota; Metazoa; Chordata; Actinopteri; Gonorynchiformes; Chanidae. The transcript has 4 exons. The coding region runs from base 211 to 858 and encodes 215 amino acids. Gene Ontology annotation, biological process: dolichol-linked oligosaccharide biosynthetic process. Gene Ontology annotation, molecular function: N-acetylglucosaminyldiphosphodolichol N-acetylglucosaminyltransferase activity.
GCAACUGAAUUGACAGCUUCCAAUCUUCGAAUAAACCAUUUUUUACUCUUUAUUCGUCCCAUCAUGUUACGAUUUUAAUACGCGCUUAGUAUGUGCAAUAGCCUAACCCUGUGGUUACAGGAAGAGUAAAUCUGACUGUUAGUGCGAACAGCGUUGUCUCAAAAUAGUUUAGCUAAUGUUAGCCAGCAAGGUAUCUAAACAGCUGUUACUAUGUUACUGUUGUGGUCAAUAUUAGCUGGGAUUUCUCUCGUUAUAAUAAUCCUGCUCGUACGGUUAUAUGUAGUCUUAGGUACUGGUUCUGAAUGCAGACCUGGAAAGAAGGGGUCCGUUUCCAUGCUUGUGGUUGCUGGAUCAGGGGGACACACAACAGAGAUUAUUCGUCUAAUGGGGAGUUUGUCUCAGUCAUACGGUCCGCGGCACUAUGUCAUAGCUGACACAGACAAGAUGAGUGAGGAGAAGAUUCGUACCUUUGAAGUUUCGAAAACAAGUGAUUCACAAUCACAGUUCACGAUCCAUAGGAUCCCUCGCAGUCGUGAAGUGCGCCAGUCGUGGAGUUCCUCAGUCGUCAGCACUCUCUAUGCUCUACUCUACUCUGUCCCCCUAGUCUUCAGACUCAGGCCAGACAUGGUGUUGUGUAAUGGACCAGGUACAUGUGUGCCCCUGUGUGCAGCUGGAUUGCUUCUCGGGGUCCUCGGCCUUAAGAGGGUCCUGAUCAUCUAUGUGGAGAGUAUCUGCCGUGUAGAGACCCUCUCAAUGUCUGGGAAGAUCCUUUACCACCUGGCUGACUACUUCUUUGUGCAGUGGCCAUCUUUGAAAGACAAAUAUCCCAAUACCAUCUACUUAGGAAGAGUGGUAUGAAGAUUCCCUAGCUCCUAGACCGAGGAAACUGCUCUCCAGACAGUCCUAUACGUUUUAUGAGCAUAGCCUGUUACCAGGGACUAUGGAAAAUCCUCCAAUCAGCUGCCUCUGGAGAAAUUUGUUACCUCAUGCUGCUGUGAUUUGGACCACUACGUGUGUUUUGGUUGUGUGUUUUUCUUGCGUGCAGCGUGACUGAAUGCUAUUUCAUUCCGGAGGAGCUGUUGAG